AUGACUCGUAUAAAGCAAAUUGUGUAUGAGCUAUUUGUGUGGAAUGUUCUGAAUCAUGAAGAAAUAAAAAUCAUUUGCUGCAAGAAGGUCAAGCAGAAGGCUCAGAUAUCAGAAGAAGACUUAGAUGAUUUGACUUACAACCUAAAGGAUUUAUACCAUAUCCCAUCUUUUUUGAGCUUCUGUCCCCUGAGUAAAGAUAUUGACAUUAUUUUUAAUUCAAAAAGCACCUUUACAGAAGGUGUUCUAUGGAAGAAGGACCAUCACCAUUACCGAGUGGAGCAGCUGACCCCAAAUUAUCUGCUAGACACUCUUCAGAGCCCCUGCAUCAUCAAAGGGGAAUUGGGCAAAUGGAAGUCCACUCUGCUACAGCAAAUCGACACACUCUGGGCCUCUGGAAAGUGUGGGGCUCUGACCAAGUUCAAAUUAAUCUUCUUCUUCCAGCUGAGCAGGGCACAAGGUGGGCUCUUUGCAACUAUGUGGGAUCAACUCGUGCAUAUACCUGAUGUAAUCAGGAAGCCGACUUUCCUGGCCAUGCUGCUGAAACUACACAGAGUUCUUUUUCUCCUUGGCGGCUACAAUGAAUUCAGGGCCCAGAACUGCCCAGAGACUGAAAUCCUCAUAAAGGAAAACCACAGCCUCCAGAAUAUGGGUGUUGUCGCCCCCACCACUGAGUGCCUGAGGCACAUCAGGCAGUUUGGUGCCCUGACUGCUGAGAGGGUUAUGACGGAGGACAGUGCCCAGACUCUCAUCUGGAAAGUGCUGACAAAGGAGCAUGCUGAAGGUUUGUUGCUCCAAAUUCAGAAAUCCAGGUGCUUGAGGAGUCUGAUGAAGACCCCUCACUUUGUGGUCAUCAUUUGUGUCAUCCAGAUGGGGGAAAAUAAGUUCCACUCUAACACACAAACAACACUGAUCCUUACCUUCUAUGAUCUGCUGAUAUACAAAAACCAGCACAAACUUAGAGAGGGGGCUGCAGGUGACUUCACUCAGAGUCUGGAGUACUAUGGAGACCUCACUUUGGGGGGGGGCGUGUUUUUCCACAGAUUUGAUUUCCAACCGGAAGACAUGUCCAGUGUGAAUGAGGACACCCUACCAACAACUGGACUCCUCUGUAAAUACACAGCUCAAUGGUUCAAGCCCAAGUAUAAAUUCUUUCCCGACUCAUCCCAGGACCUAGCAGGAUGCAGGGUCGGCAAUUCACUGAAGUUUCAAGAAUCAGAGGAGGUGACCAAGGGAAGUCACUUGCAGAAAAUGGUUUUCAUUUCAGACUUUACAUCCAAGUAUAGCAACCUGCUCCCGUACACUGGAUCAGCUACCGAAGCCACCGGGACUGUUUUGAAAGACUGCAGGAGUGUAUCAAGAGCAACCUCCUCGGGCCUUGGGCUCUCCAACACUAAGAAGCCUCUCUGGAGGCAAGAAUCUACAAAUGUGAAAAACACCACCAUGCAAGAAACUCUGAAAGCCAUAAACAUCAAUUCCUUUACAGAGUGUGGCAUUAAUUGAUUCUAUGAGCAUAUAUACGAAUCAGACCUGACUAAAGAAUUUGAAGCUUCCUUUUGUGGUAAAAGCUUAUAUAUCAAGUCAGAGAACAUCCCUGAUUAUUUAUUUGACUUCUUUGAACACUUACUUAAUUGGGUCAGUCCUCUGGACUUCAUUAAACUUAACUUCUAUGGAGAAGCUCUGGUCUCAUGGGACAAGAUCACAGGAGACACAAGCAGGCGUGGAGAAGAGUCCUCAGAAACCUACAUUCCCAGCAUGGCCAUGUCUUUAUUCUGCAACUGGAAGCAGGAAUUUAAGACUCUGGAGGUCACACUCUGGGAUUUCAGCAAGUUGAAUAAGCAAAAAAUCAGAUACCUGGGAAAGAUAUUCAGCUCUGCUACAAGCCUCAGAUUGUGCAUGAAGAGGUAUGCUGGUGUGGCUCGAAGCUUUAGUUCUCUCCUUGGCACCCGUGAGAAAAAUUUUGUCACCGUGGAAGCCAGUGCCCUCACCAUAGAAGAGGAGCAGCACAUCACACACGUGACAAACCUGAAAACCUGGAGUAUUCAGGACCUCCAGACUGUAUGGCUGCCAGGUAUUGUACACAUCAGCAGUUUAAGCUAUAAUCAAGCCCAUUGGGGUGCCAUGGAAAUAUUAGGUAUCAUAUAG
Messenger RNA from Mustela lutreola (European mink), 2142 nucleotides. RefSeq names its product NLR family CARD domain containing 4 (gene NLRC4). NCBI's taxonomy places the organism in Eukaryota, Metazoa, Chordata, Mammalia, Carnivora, Mustelidae. The record is from RefSeq and is a predicted model, not a curated record. Gene Ontology annotation, biological process: detection of bacterium; defense response to bacterium.